Molecule: messenger RNA, 1302 nt
Organism: Ostreobium quekettii
Lineage: Eukaryota; Viridiplantae; Chlorophyta; Ulvophyceae; Bryopsidales; Ostreobiaceae
Source: the annotation of a GenBank genome assembly
AUGUAUUCCGAUUUCAAGGGAAAGGCGAUCGAGUACGUGAAAGAGGCUGUGAAGGAGGAUGAGGCCGGCAACUUCGAGAAGGCGGUGACCCUAUACCUGACUGCCCUGGAGUACUUCAGGACGCACCUCAAGUAUGAGAAGAACGAGCGCGCCAGGGUGGCCAUCACCGCAAAGUUCGAGGAGUACCUGCAGCGGGCGGAGUACCUGAAGGCGCAGCUGAACGGGCAGGUCGCGGAAUCGACGUCGGGGCCGUCGGCGUCGCCCGGGGCAACGUCGCAAAAGCCCAAGCCCAAGAACAACAAGGAUGACGAGGAAAAGGAAAAAAUGGCAGGCUCCUUAUCUGAGGCAAUCAUGGCUGAGAAACCAAACGUCAAGUGGGACGAUGUGGCAGGGCUGGAAGGCGCGAAGGAUGCGCUGAAAGAGGCUGUGAUCCUGCCUGUCAAGUUUCCACAGUUCUUCACUGGCAAGAGGAAACCCUGGAGUGGUCUGCUGCUGUAUGGCCCACCUGGGACUGGAAAAUCGUACCUUGCCAAGGCUGUGGCUACUGAAGCCGAUUCAACAUUCUUCACCGUUUCAUCUUCUGAUCUGGUCAGCAAGUGGAUGGGUGAGAGCGAAAAGCUGGUCGUGCAACUGUUCAAGAUGGCAAAGGAGAAGGCCCCUUCCAUUGUUUUCAUUGACGAGAUCGACUCCCUGGGAGCUGCCAGAGGUGACAGUGAGAGUGAGGCAGCCCGCCGGAUCAAGACACAGCUGCUGAUCGAGAUCACAGCGGCGAAGGAAGGCAAAGAUAGAGUGCUGGUGCUGGGAGCCACAAACUUGCCAUACAUGCUGGACAAUGCUCUUAGGAGACGUUUCGACAAGCGAAUCUACAUCGCGCUUCCUGAGCAGCACGCCCGAGCGCACAUGUUCAAGGUGCACCUUGGCGACACUCCGCACAAUGUCACGGAGAAAGAAUUCCAAAUACUGGCAAGCAGGACGGAGGGCUUCUCUGGCUCGGACAUCGCCGUCGUGGUCAAGGACGUGCUCAUGCAGCCAAUCCGGCUGCUGAAGGAGUGCACACAUUUUAAGCAGGUGAAGGACCCGGACGGGCAGAUCAGCUACUCGCCUUGUUCGCCAAGCGACCCCAAUGCAGAAGAGAAGAACCUAUCAUGGUUCGUUGAGAAUGACAUGUCCGAUCGUGUGAUGCCACCGAUGAUCACUUUUCGGGAUUUUGAGAAGGUUCUGCUGAAGGCCAGGCCGACGGUGAGCCCGAAGGACCUAGAAGUCUUUGAACAGUUCACGCGGGAGUUUGGAGAAGACGCCUGA